Messenger RNA from Ruditapes philippinarum (Manila clam), 2347 nucleotides. RefSeq lists its product as uncharacterized. NCBI's taxonomy places the organism in Eukaryota, Metazoa, Mollusca, Bivalvia, Venerida, Veneridae. Bases 1 to 1701 code for a protein of 566 amino acids. The transcript is spliced from 7 exons. The record is from RefSeq and is a predicted model, not a curated record.
AUGUCUACACUGGUUGGAUAUCAUGGCACAUGUCCAGUCAUAGAUUAUGAUGAAGGUGGUGUAACAUUGGAUUACUGCAUUGAUAGAUGUCUAGACAUGCCUGACUGUCGAGCUGUCAGUCACGAUGAUUCGCAGCUAAAAUGUUUCUACCAUAACUGCAUAGAAAGAUAUGGGAACGCAUCGUACACAUUUGUUAAGAGAGAAUGCAUGACAAACGAAGAAUUGAAUCCAUUAAAGCCAUACGUACAAACUUGUAAGAAUUGUAUUAGUAGCUGUUCCGCAGCGUUGUCAGUACAAACAAGUCAGAAAAUAAGCACCAACUGUAACACCACGUGCGAUGACUGUAACAAUGUGUAUUAUAAUCCUGUAACCGAAGAAUGUAAACAGUUUCAGUGUGAUUAUCCAGUUGCUAUCGGGAAAGGAUCGACGCUUAUGAGAAAAACUGCAAAUCCAGACUGUCUCAAUUUCGAGCUGUUUGUAUCAAUUGGCGAUAUACCUAACUGCGAAGCAUUCGGAUACGAUGAGAGCGUUCACAACUUGAUGUAUUGUCUUAUUAGAUGUCUAGAUAUUACUGGUUGCCGUUCAAUGUUAUAUAACCAAACUCAAAAGAGAUGUUCUUACCACGCAUGCGCAGACGUCACAGGGGAGAUCACCAAUCACUGGCUUAUUGUGAAAAAAUGUGCCUCAGAGUGCCUUUCACCGACAACGCAAACGUGUUUUAAUUGCCGAGAAGACACAUCGAUGUGCCCGUCACAUUUCUACAACGUGACAACUUCUGACGCAAGCUGCAAGUCGUUAUGUGAGUCCGAGACAAACUGCAAAGGAUAUGUUUAUGACAGCAAUAGUAUGGAAUGCCAGUUGUUCGAGUGCGGAUAUGUCAAAGGGCAGUAUGGGUCGAUAUAUAACAAGGGGUCGUGCAAUAACGACUGUUCUCGGUAUGAAAUAUACGUUCUGGAAGGUUACAGAGGCACUUGUGACGUUAUUGCUGAGAUGAAUACGUCUAAGUUUCUCCAAUUUCAUCCGGAAAUCUGUUAUGAGAGAUGUCUUGAUACGCCUCAUUGUCGAGGCGUGACUUUUAUACAAUCGACAUUAGAGUGCAAGUUUCAUGUGUGUAACUGCCAUACACCGUAUACAGAAAUAGCUGGUGCAAGGUUUAUGUGGAAAUAUUGUUUAGAUGAUGAGGUGAACGCAACAGUUCUUCCGCAAGGUAUCGUUUUGAACGCAAAAGAAUAUCCUACGUCAUCUGAAUGUAAACCUCAACCAAUUUACAUAAUGCCUUGUGCGUGUAGCUCCGGUUCUUUUGGUAACAUGACAACGGAGGAAAUUGCACAACAACUCGUGGUAAACUUAACAAUCGACGCUGAUACCACUUCCGCUAGUAUCCGGAAAUUGACGUCUGCCGAGGAUAACCGUCCUACAUCUGUCGCUUUCGGAUACAUCGGUGUUGUUGUUAUUGCUGGAGUUGCAGCUGUUAUUUGCAUCAUGGACGUACCUAACUUAAUACGAACUUUAGCACACAUCGGAAAGCAAAUUAAAAAGAUGGUAAAUCAGAAGAAAGCCCGAAAAAAGAGACCGAAAUGUUAUGUUAAACCUCUGUCAAGUGGCCCGAUUGAAGCUAUUGAUCAUAUAUUCGCUGAAAAUAUCGACAGUGUUUUAGAAACAGAUGCAGAAACACACACGUCCACCGGAACGAUUGAGUGACUGAUAGAUACACAAGCUAUCAAAACAAUCUGGUCUUAUUACAGUAUGGUGUUAAAGCCGCCAAAAAUAGUUUAAAGUUCAACAGAUUCUGCAAUAUAUAACAAGACAGUUGUCCCCUUGUUUUUUACUUCCCUUUUUAUUCAUAGAUGUAAUAGAGACAUGUAUUUGCUAUAAUAUCAUUAUUUGUGUUGCGUAACUGUAUCUUUUAAAAUUUAAUUGCAUUGUAUUUUUCCAAUUACCUUUAUAGUAACUGUAUGCUGAAUAAUUGACAAAUAAAUUAGAUAAGUUUACGAUUAUUUCAAUUAUCAAAUAGGUAAGUGUUUAGUCACAAGAAACAAGUAAGUAUGGUGUGUUAACGUAAAAUGAUGAAUAGGUACCCUAAUAAUUAUAUUCAUAAUCAUCAAAUGGUUUCCUUAGCAUUUGAAACCCACGUUGGCUGAGUUUCUACGAACAUUUACUCUCCACUGUAAAGUUAGGUUGCCAAACUCUAAUGUUGUUUUUUUUUUAUUAUGGCAAGAGAUGUGAAAAAAUUAAAACUGUUUUAUUGUAAAAGUGCACAAAACAAUGCUUUUAAUGAAUAAAUAUUACCAAGAAAUUAAAUGUGUUUUCUUUAUUUUAAACAAACGAGAAACCUUUAACUAAAUAC